AUGCGGUUCCUGCAAGAGCAAUGGCCACGUAUGGAUCUCGACCAGACAGUGCUAAUGGAUGAAACGGCCGUGUACUCCGAAGACGCACGCAACCAGACAGUUGACAUUGUUGGUGCUCGUCACGUGAUUGUUCGCUCAACAGGGUUUGCAUCCAUGCGCAUCAGUGUCAUUCUUGCGGCGAGCGCAGCCGGCAAGAAACUGCCACCAAUCUUGAUCUGGAAAGGAGCUGACAAGGCCAGCUUUGAGAAAAUUGAUGAAGUGUACUUCACGUACCAGAAGAAGGCGUCGGUUGACAGUUCGCAUCUCAAGCGCUGGACCGAUUUGCAGUUCCCUAUGGUAAAUGUCAGCAAUAGUGAGUUUUUGAUUUGGGACUCGAUGAGAGCUUACAUCUCGAAGGAAGUCAAGGCAAAGUGUCAGACGCGCGACAUCAAGAUGUGUGUAAUUCUUGGUGGACUCACUUCUUAUCUUAAGGCUGGUGAUAUCGGCAUCUAUCGAUACUUCAAGGACAUUUUGCCGCCACCAGUGAAGUCAGUGUGUUUGUGGGUGCGCAAGGCAUGGGCACAGAUCGAUGAAGACGCUGUCGUUAACUUUAUCAUUGGUGCUGGCUUUACCUACAACUACCAAGACUGGUUUGCUGCUCGACAUGACGUGUACGGUACGUUGCUUCGAGAAAGCUACAAGACGGACGGUGACAGCAGUGUGGAUGCUGAUGUCUUCAACCUUGACGUUCUGGACGAGGCUUUUGAUGAAAUUGGAGUUGUGAUUAAUGAAAAGGAAGCAGUCCCUAAAAACACAAAGGAGAACUGCCUCACUUCAGCACAGUUUUGA
This is a messenger RNA of Plasmopara halstedii, 828 nucleotides long. Its product is annotated as DDE superfamily endonuclease, CENP-B-like. NCBI's taxonomy places the organism in Eukaryota, Oomycota, Peronosporomycetes, Peronosporales, Peronosporaceae. Gene Ontology annotation, molecular function: nucleic acid binding. The transcript is spliced from 2 exons. The record is from RefSeq and is a predicted model, not a curated record. Bases 1 to 828 code for a protein of 275 amino acids.